Apodemus sylvaticus (European woodmouse) is the source of this 972-nucleotide messenger RNA. RefSeq names its product UL16-binding protein 2-like. The transcript is spliced from 6 exons. The record is from RefSeq and is a predicted model, not a curated record. Bases 1 to 972 code for a protein of 323 amino acids. NCBI's taxonomy places the organism in Eukaryota, Metazoa, Chordata, Mammalia, Rodentia, Muridae.
AUGGCCACAUGCACACUGGAGCAGCAGAGAACUUGGAACCCGCUGGGUCCCACAGGCUGGCUGCCCCUGCAGUGUCAAUCUGGCAGUGAAAGUUGGAAGGUCCAGGCAACUGUCACUCCUCAGUCACACCCUCUGAUGCAGGUUCUGGAGGCACCUGUUCAAGUCACCAACUUAAUUCUUUCUUCUCCUUUCCUGAAGCUGUUGCCAAGAUUCCCUGCAGCAACAACAGCAUUUGUGGAAAGAAAACAUGGCAAGGCAGCAGUCACCAAGAGCAAACAUUCUCUGAUUCUGAAGCUUUUAAUUCUACUGAGCUGUGGAUCCACCAUGCUGCUGGCUGAGGCUGCUACUCUCUGCUGCAGUUUCAGUGUUAGCAACUCAGUGUCUGGACUGCUGAGCUAUGAAGUCGAAGGCCAAGUGAAGACAGAGCAUUUCUUUCUGAGCAGAAAUAAUAAAUGUCAUGCCACUGGUGUUCUUCUGAACAGACUCAAUGCCACAGAGAUCUGUGAAAAACAGUUUCACAGUCUAAAAGGACAAGUUGAUCACUUGCAAGAUAUGCUGUACCAAAUACAGGGGAAGAAUAAGACAAUCACAGAGCCCCAGACUCUGCAGUGCAUCAAGUGUGGCUGGUGUGCAGAAGAUGGAUGUGUCAGGGGAUCCUGGAAGGUACGCCUCAAUGGAAGCAUCAUAUUCCAUGGUGACACUAAGAAAAGGCUUCACAUCUAUUCUGGAGACAACUGGACAAAAGAGAUAUUGGAUAAUAUCAGAAAUAUGAAUGACUUCUUAAACCAGGCCUCACACUGCGAACUCAAGAACAAGUUUAAGGAGUCUAUGUUGCAGUGUAAAGAAAACCUGGUGCCUACAGCCUUACCAAUCAUUACUGCACAUGUGGACAAAUCUGCAACCUGGGAGUGUAUGUCCAAUCCCUCUAUUCUGCUGAUAAUGCUCAGCUGCUUCCUCCUCUAUGUUUUCUGA